Molecule: messenger RNA, 600 nt
Organism: Trichomonas vaginalis G3
Lineage: Eukaryota; Parabasalia; Trichomonadida; Trichomonadidae
Product: flavodoxin-like fold
Exons: 1
Coding region: 1-600 (199 amino acids)
Source: RefSeq, a predicted model, not a curated record
AUGUCAUCUCAGGCAUCUAAGGGUACAGUACUCAUCAUCGACGGAGGAUGUGAGUUUGAAAUGUCAAAGGGAAACUUAAACCACUACUUGGCAGAAGUUGCUAAGAAUCAGCUCGAAUCAUUUGGAUGGAAUGUUAUCACUACAGCAGUUGACAAAGGAUAUGAUAUCAAAGAAGAAGUUGAUAAAAUUGUUAAGUGCGACGUUGCCAUUCUUCAAGUCCCAGGUUGGUGGAUGGGUCUUCCAUGGAAAGUAAAGCAAUACAUUGAUACAGUUUUCCAAUCAGGUCGCGGCGUCCUUUUCAAUAGUGACGGUCGCACUCGUAAGGAUCCAUCCAAGAAGUAUGGCACAGGUGGAUGCUUAUCAGGAAAGCGUUUCAUGGUCUCAUCAACAUGGAAUGCACCAGAGAUUGCAUUCACAGAAGAAGGCCAGUUCUACGCAGACCUCGGCAAGAAGAAACACUGGGCAACAGUCGAGAAAGCAUUUAGAUUCAUUGGUUUCGACGUCCUCGAAGGAAUGUACUUCUUCGAUGUCCACAAAGAUCCACAUGUUGAACAGGAAGUUGAACAAUACAAACAACUUCUUGAAAAAUACUUCAAAUGA